Molecule: messenger RNA, 960 nt
Organism: Penicillium verhagenii
Lineage: Eukaryota; Fungi; Ascomycota; Eurotiomycetes; Eurotiales; Aspergillaceae
Exons: 4
Coding region: 1-960 (319 amino acids)
Source: RefSeq, a predicted model, not a curated record
AUGCGUGCUUUUCAAAAGGUGCCAGCCGUGCUUUUCAGUACGGCCUUCGCUGUAGUUCUCGCUACAGCGGAUACGAGCAGUUCCGCUGAACUCAACUUUCGGCCUGACAAUGUGACUUUGAGCGACCUUUACCGUUGGGUUGGAUCGUACUACAAUGGAACCACAUAUCUUGAUUUCUCUGCUUAUGCUGGACUGGCAGCUUCCGAAACGGAAUAUUGUCCUGUUCUUCGCAAUCAAACGAUCACGACAAAUUACACGUCGUUGCUAGCUCUCACAGAGCCAGCCUCAUACAACGACCUCGAGAAUGACCCAGUGAAUGCCUUUUUGACUCUCUGGCCCCCUGGGUUCAACUUCAGUUCGAUUGCUUCCUGGGAAUCGAUUCAAGAGAUGGUACCCUCCCUGAAAUACGCCCUAUUUUCGUCCAACCCUGUCUAUGACAACUCCUCCUUCUCAGACGGUGACAAUAAUUUCAUCUGGUCCCUUGAGAAAGCCAAGGCCCCGCCUUAUAAUCUCUCAAGUACGUUAGAUGACUAUAAUGGUUUCAAUUACUGGGAGGUCAACAGCACAACAGACUGCGGUGAUACCAAAGUUCUCAGCUGGUCAUUCGCUCCAAUUUCGUUCAAUACAACUUUCAACGGGACCGAGUUCACAAACCCAGUUGUGAAUCUUCAGUUUGAUAACACAACUGCAAACUUUUCCAUGCAGGGUUACUUUGCGGCGGACGCUAUCUCGAAAACAGGGCCGGAUUUUCCGCUUGAUGCAGAGGCCGUAUAUACCUUUGUGGGUAAAUUCGCUAUGAGCUUUUCAGGCGUCAUCGAUAGCUAUCAUUCUGAUGUUUUGCGGAAUGAUACCGACACUCCCACCUGGCUCCCUACUGUUGGCUAUCAGAAUAACUCGUUGAAUGUCGGAUAUACAACUUCGUCAGGGGGUAAUCAACUGGUGCUUGUCUGUUCAUUUUAA